Saimiri boliviensis boliviensis (Bolivian squirrel monkey) is the source of this 873-nucleotide messenger RNA. Its product is annotated as keratin-associated protein 13-2-like. The record is from RefSeq and is a predicted model, not a curated record. NCBI's taxonomy places the organism in Eukaryota, Metazoa, Chordata, Mammalia, Primates, Cebidae.
ACUCAGAGAAUCUUUCCACUACAACUCAGCUGAACACACAUCUCCCGUCAGCAUGUCCUACAACCGCUGCUCUGAAAACUUCUCCUCCCGCUCCUGUGGGGGCUACCUGCGCUACCCAGGCUCCUCCUGUGGCUCUUCCUACCCCAGAAACCUGGUCUACAGCACUGAGCUCUGCUCUCCCAGCACCUGCCAGCUGGGUUCCUCUCUCUACAGGGGCUGUCAGGAGGCCUGCUGGGAGCCUACCAGCUACCAGACAUCCUGUGUGGAGUCCAGCCCCUGUCAGACCUCCUGCUACCGCCCCAGGACAUCCACGCUCUUCAGUCCCUGCCAGACGACUUACUCUGUGCCUCUAGGCUUUGGUUCCAGCAGCUGCCGCCCCCUGGGCUAUGGAUCUAGGAGCUGCUACUCAGUGGACUGUGGAUCCAGUGGCUUCAGAUCCCUGGGUUAUGGAGGCUGUGGCUUCCCUUCCCUGGGCUAUGGAUCUGGAUUCUGCCGCCCAACCUACCUGGCUUCUAGGAGUUGCCAGUCUUCUUGUUACAGACCAGCCUAUGGAUCAACCUCCUGUAGAUCAACUUGCUGAAUUUCCAGACCUUUUAAGCAAAAUGUCUCGGUCUCUAUGUAGAGCUGCUAUCAUAGGCUUUUCCAGUCAUGUGAGCUAACUAACCCCUCUUACCACCAGCUCUUUAUCCUUUCUCUGGCAUCAAGUACUGGCUGGACAGGCUAGUUCUUCAGAUUGUGAAAUUAAUGAAUGACCAAAAUAUAGAGUCAAAUGUCUAUCAUUUUGAAACAAGUGAUUCAUUAUUAUGUAAGUUAAUCUUAUAAAGUAUAUGGAAGUUCAGUUUUGUCUCACCUAAUAAAUUCAUUUACUGUUGA